Molecule: messenger RNA, 4633 nt
Organism: Manduca sexta (tobacco hornworm)
Lineage: Eukaryota; Metazoa; Arthropoda; Insecta; Lepidoptera; Sphingidae
Product: cell division cycle and apoptosis regulator protein 1
Biological process (GO): regulation of DNA-templated transcription
Cellular component (GO): nucleus
Source: RefSeq, a predicted model, not a curated record
AGGACGCCAUUGUUUUGUCUGUUGAUUAUUGAAGUAAUGAAGCUAGCGGCGUUCGUAAAGUAAUAAAACAGUGUAGAUUUUAUUCACAUACUUUGUUUGGUGUGUAGACAUAACAAAAUAUCAGUACUUAUUUUAUUUAUGCAAACAUGCAAUCUGCUGGAGGCACGAAAAAUCCACCGUGGGCACGGUCAAAUGUGAACACAAAUAUGACCGGCAUGAAUCCACAAAUCAUGGAUCCAAAUGCGAUGAUGACACAACAGGGAAUGAUACCAUUUCAACAAACUCAAGCAAUGUUUAACCCGAUGCAAGCUCAAGGCGGGAUGACAAUGCCGAUGCCAGGGCAAAUGCCAAUGAAUCAGAUGGCACAAGGUCAGAUGUAUCCUGGCAACGUUGUAGCGUAUCCAACGCCUCGUGCGAUGAACCAAAGCAUGUAUUCCAAUGCUCAAGCAAACCAACCCCCCACUAAUACAGAGCAACGAGUUUUUACUGGAACUGUCACCAAAGCUCACAAUGAUUUUGGCUUCGUCGACCAUGAUGUAUUUUAUCAAACAUCCGUGUGCGCUAAAGGUAUUAUUCCUAAAGUGAACGAUAGGGUUCUUGUUGAAGCUUCUUACAAUCCUAACAUGCCCGUGAAAUGGAAUGCGACGCGGGUGCAAGUUCUGCCUAAAGCUGGUCCAGGGACUAAGCCACCUCCUUCUAAAUCAAACUCAUACAAUGCUGUACCUCCUCCAUCAUCGAAAAAAUCAAUGCCUCCGCGGCGAGAUGAUAGACCACCACGCAGGGAUGACAGAAAACGAUCCCGCUCAAGGAGUCGAUCACGUUCAAAGGAAAGGCGUGAUAGCAGGAAUAGGCGAGAUUCGCCACCAAGAAAACGGUCAGUCAUCCGUCAACCAUCACCAGUCAAAUAUGUGGUUCGUGUUCCGAGAAUACCACUGGAUAUACAAAAAGUAGAUGUCCCCACAUUAUCUCACAGGUAUACAAACUUGUAUAUCCCAUCAGACUUCUUCAGUGCCUCUGUGAAAUGGGGUGACACAUUCCCACCACAGGCCCCCUUCUCUUUAAACAACCCCUGCAGCUAUCACAUUAUGAACAAGGAAAUUGAAUGUCCCAAUGGAAAUGAUGCAGUUUUGGAACCCCCUGAUGCAGAUUACAGAUUUUCUGCAAAGGUAAUGCUUAUUAGUAUGCCUACAUUGGAGACAUUGUAUCAAAAAUGUGGUCUGACGAAACCAGACGAGAGAGACAAACGCUCAAGUACCAACAAAACACCUUUACAUCCUACUCGCAUGAUAAAAUUCCUUGUAGGACAAAAAGGAAAAGGUGGUGAAAACUUUGCCAUAGGUGGUCCCUGGAGCCCUUCUUUGGAUGGUGAAAAUCCCCAGACGGACCCUAAGGUUCUUGUGAAAACAGCUAUCAGAACAUGCAAAGCAUUAACUGGAAUAGACUUAUCAGCAUGCACUCAAUGGUACCGAAUGGUGGAGUUUUGCUACUGGCGCGAGGGCAGCGGCGGCAAGUCACGGCUCGAGUGUGUGGUGUUGUACCUGCCAGACGUGUGGUCUGCUCAACCUUCGCAUAUCGAGUGGAGCAACGUUCAGGACCAGUAUAAAGCAGCCUACGAGGCGGCUGUCAGGAGACUCGACGGCGACGCGGCGGCUCCCGGCACCGGUGGCGCGAAGCAGCCGGCGGCGCCGGCAGAGGGCGACGGGACUGCGGACAAAUCCUCAAUUGAUGAAUCCAGUCCCAAUGACAGCACAAUAACAAUAGAUGAAAAUGAUGAUGAUGAAAACAGACCAAAACCAACACACUAUUCUAAAAUUGAUAUAAGAACGAUAAAAGCAGAUGAACUAAGACAAGAGUUGCGAGCUAGGAAUGUGAGCUGCAAAGGGCCACGUCCUCAACUUAUUUCUCGUCUCUCGAAAAUAUUAAAAACUGAAGAAGAAAAGGAUGGUAAAGUGGAUGACGUCAUGGAACUGGAGGAUGAAGAGGCCGAAGCGGAUGAUAAAAAUGGGCAAAAAUAUGAAGAUCAAAACGAGAAUGCAGUUCUAGAGGCAAAAACCGACCAAAAUGAGAAUAAAGGGAACAAUAAAACUGAAGAGUUAGACCAAAAUGAUCAAAAAGACAAAGAAAAGGAAGAUAAAAGAUCACAGAGGGAAAUUGAAGAAGAAAAAAGGAAGUUGGAAAAAGAGAAGCAACAAUUAAAAUCUCGUUACGAGCUGCCAAGUACGCCACAUGUUAUAGUGCAUCCGUCCGCGACUGCCAAGGGCGGUAAAUUCAGCUGUAAUGUGGCCACACUCUCACUCUUACUCGACUAUCGCAUCAUCGACAAUAAGGAACACAGCUUUGAGCUAUUUGUGUUUGCUGAACUGUUCAAUGAAAUGUUGAUGCGUGAUUUCGGUUUCUACAUCUACAAAACACUUUACACAUUACCAGAAAAAAUUGACGAAACCUCAGAUAAAAAUUCUGAUAAGGCUGAAAAGAAAGAUGAGAAAAAAACGGAUGAAAAGAAAGAUGAUAAAGAUAAAAAAGAUGACAAAGAUAAAAAAGAUGAUAAAGAUAAGAAAGAUGAUAAGGAAAAGAAAGAUGACAAAGAUAAAAAAGAUGAUAAAGAUAAAAAAGACGAUAGGCGAGAUGAUAGGCGAGACACGCGUAGAAGAGAUAGGAAGGAUUCCCAUAGUGAUGAUGACAGGAGUAAUUCGCCUCGAAGACGCAGCCGAGGCGUGGAACUGCCCCCUGAUCCUUAUUUGUUAUUAUCGUUGGUAUACUUUGACACUUCACGCGGCGGCAGCAUGACUAAGAAAGACUUGCAGAACUUGUUCAUGAGUCUCGGCCUGCAACUGUCUCGCUCACAAGUACGCACUAUUUUGGACAAAGUGUGUGUGAAAGAUGUGUUCAACUACAAGUCACUUCUGCAAACCAUUAAAGAUCUGGCAUCGGGCACAUCGGAAGCCAUGCAAGACUUACCACUGGACUCAACAGUAUCUUCAAAUGAAGUUCCUCCACAUAUUACGGAAUUGGAGGAAGCUAUUGCAGCAGGCAAUCGCAACUUAUUGCCCAUAUUUAAAGAUCCAAAUGAAACCGAGGGCAGUACGAGUGGAGGCACUAAGGAUGUUAGUGAAACUGGCAUGGUGAUGUACAAGUCGCGGCUGGUGGAUGUGGGCGCGUUGGUGGCAGCGGAGGCGCGCGGCGGGCUGGUGCGCGCGCGGCUGGAGACGGCGUUGGAGGGCGCACGCGCUGCGCUGGCCGCGGCGAGGCGUGACCAGCGCACCACGCAGCAGGCCGAGCGCGGCGCGCACAAGCAGCUCGGCGACCUCAGCGCCAGCCUCGCCGCUGCCAACGCGCGUGUAUCCUCGCUCACGGCGAGCUCCAAAAUAUUCCAUUCCGCUUUGAAGAGCAUACAAUCAAUAAUGGAAGCAGUCAUCAAUAUAAAAUAUGACGAUGAUGAUGUCGUAGAAGUCCCCAAUGGACCAUCAAGCAAUGAUAAAGAUACCAACAAGGAAAGUGAAAAUGGCACUUCUAAUGAAAAUAGCGUUCCGGAAGGACAAGCGUCCAAAUCGGAAACAGAAGUGGAAACUAAAGCAGAACCACAACAGACUGAUGGCAAGGAUAUCAUAUCAUCUGAAAAUAUGGAAAUUGACGACAAAGAAUGACAUUUGUUGUAUAGUCAUGAUAGACCAUCAUAGUAUAAAAUCUUCAGUGAUCGUAAGCAACCAAUACAUUAGUUGAAAUGAAAAAAUAAGGUUUUUCCACACGUAGAUGAUACGAAUGUGUGUAAUUCAUGUGUUUGUAAAUUUUGGUACGCUAAGUACAUUUUUUGAUAUGUAUUUAUACAUGAACAUGAAUGGCGGGAUCACACUAUGAAUUAGAAAACCAUACGCCAUUUUACAAUCUUUGUGUAAUAUGUUAUGCGAUUUUAUAGUGUAAGUUGCGGUAUUCUAACUUGCUAAGGAAUGUUUUGGACCAGAUUUGUGCGCUACUUUUACGGACGGUUAGACGGGCGUUUUUGUAGCUCGUAUGAGUUCUUAACAAAUUUAUUGACAUGCGCUUACAAUAUAACAAGGAAGUAAUUGUUAUUUCUAUAACGAGCGCUUAAUCAUAGGGAUAAUACUUUGUAUGCGAUUCACGCAUGUGUUUGUGUGUAGGCCGAUAAGCUAUUUGAAAUAUCUCGCAAAAGCAGACAAUUUUUUUUUCAAUUAACUCAAUAUCGUUGCAAAUCGUCAAUACUCUUCAUGAAUUCACGUUGUAAAUCGAGCAAUAAAACUAUAGAUGUAUAAAUUACAUAAUUUAUUGAUUUAUUCCUUACAAAACAAUAUAAUCGGAUCCCAUAAGCAUUGAUUUAAUAUUGCGAUUAUAUAAAGUAACAUUGUUUCUUCAAAUCAAAAUAUAAAAUAGCAAGUAAGAUCUAUUAGUAUGUAUAUAUAAAUUAGGAAGCCAUCUUAAAUUUACCUUCACAAUUAUCUUCAAUUACAGUAGAAAUAUUUUUGAAUUAAUGUGAUAAAAAUAUCGAAACAAGGACAUUGUUCAUCUUAGUUACUCAAUAGUUUCUUCUCUGUAACAAGAAAUUGAAAACGCAGAUGUACUUUUUGCUAUGCUAGGAUACGUUCCAUGUAACAUUAAUAAAUUGGAUAUGAUUAAACUA